ACGCCGCAUUGGUUAUGCUAUCUUGUUUAUCUACAUUCGACACAAACGACUGAACUUGACUAGUCAUCCUCUUCUUCAGUUCUUCUUCUCUGCUUCUCCGAAUACAGCUCUGUCGCCAUGAACAAUCUGUUGGGACUUGAGCUUUCCAUUUCCACAACCCACCACUCCAUCUUCUUCAACACUUCAACCUCCUUUGACUUCUUCCCAACAUUCAGUGAAAUCCUUUCCCCAACUACCCUUAUCCCUCCCAUAUCCUCUGCCCCUCUCACUUCCAACCACAAAAGAAACACGAGAGCAAUUCAAUGCUCCAAAACCCAUGCUGCCCACUCAAGCCCCACUAUCAGUCCUCAUGUUGAAAUGGAGGAGCAAGUAGAGGUUGAAGUUGCUGAAGGGUACACCAUCACUCAAUUUUGUGAUAAGAUAAUUGAUAUUUUCUUGAAUGAGAAGCCUAGGGUAAAGGAAUGGAGGAGGUAUCUGGUGUUUAGGGAGGAGUGGAAUAAAUAUAGAGAUUGCUUUUAUAAUAGGUGUAGGAAUCGGGCCGAUGCGGAGAGUGAUGUAACUAUGAAGGAAAAAUUGGUUUCUAUGGGAAGAAAGGUGAAGAAGAUUGAUGAUGAAAUGGAAAGACAUAGUGAACUUCUCAAGGAGAUACAGGAUAACCCAACCGACGUCAAUGCAAUAGUUGCACGGAGGCGUAAAGACUUCACAGAGGAAUUCUUUCGACACCUCAACCUACUUUCCGAAGUUUAUGAUGGUUUGGAAGAUCGUGAUGCAAUGGCUCGGCUUGGGGCUAGAUGCUUGUCUGCUGUCAGUGCUUAUGAUAACACAUUAGAAUAUGUGGACACAUUAGAUACAGCCCAGGCCAAAUUCGAUGAUAUCCUAAAUUCACCUUCAAUCGAUGUAGCUUGUGAGAAAAUUAAAAGCCUUGCCAAGGCAAAGGAACUGGAUUCUUCAUUGGUAUUAUUGAUAAACAGUGCUUGGGCUUCAGCAAAGGAGUCCACAACGAUGAAAAAUGAGGUCAAAGAAAUAAUGUAUCGUUUGUACAAAGCCACAAAAAGCAGUCUUCGGAGCAUUGUACCGAAAGAAAUAAAGCUGCUCAAACAUUUGCUGAACAUAACAGAUCCUGAAGAGCGAUUCUCAGCACUGGCAACAGCUUUCUGCCCUGGUGAUGAUAAUGAAGCCAAGGACCCCAAAGCUGUGUACAGUACUCCCAAAGAGCUUCACAAGUGGAUUAAGAUCAUGCUCGAUGCAUACCAUCUAAACGCAGAAGAAACUGACCUUAGGGAAGCCAGGCAGAUGACUCAGCCUGUGGUUAUACAAAGGCUGUUCAUCCUCAAGGAAACUAUUGAGGAGGAAUAUUUGGAAAAAAGCACAUCUCCAGAGUCUCAAACAGAGGAAACUAAAUCAGAGGAGUUCUGAAGUACCGCCCAUUUUUAUUAACAGAUUUAUCUCCCGGUGUCUCGUGUUGGUGCAGAAUAUAGAUCCUAGUUUUGCAAUUAAGCUGUGUUGUGAACUGUGGCAUCAUGCCUCUUUCAGCUUCUAAUGUUGACUCUGUGUUGAUCCAAUUAUCAUUAUAGGAAGUAGAAGUACCAUUAGUGCCAUUUUUGUAAUGAGGGCACAUGUACUUGUUGGUUGCAUUUGUCUCAAGGGAGAUGUUGUUGAUGGCUAGAAUUAGUUAAUACCUGGCUGAAUUAUGUAAUUUUAUCUUUAAAUAUAUUUUCACAAAUAUAUAUUGAAAAGCUUUAUGUUUGUUGACAUUA
Messenger RNA from Rosa rugosa (rugosa rose), 1757 nucleotides. RefSeq lists its product as uncharacterized. NCBI's taxonomy places the organism in Eukaryota, Viridiplantae, Streptophyta, Magnoliopsida, Rosales, Rosaceae. The record is from RefSeq and is a predicted model, not a curated record. The transcript is spliced from 6 exons. Gene Ontology annotation, cellular component: chloroplast envelope; chloroplast thylakoid membrane. Bases 118 to 1416 code for a protein of 432 amino acids.